AUGGAGUUUCACAAUUCCUCCCCCAAACCCUUAAAUGCAUCAUCACCGUCUGCAACCGGUGUACGAGAACCUAAGCUCCAUCUCCCCACCACCACUGACCCUCCGGGACCGCAGAACCCGCCGAAACCACUCGUAUGGCUGAUCUUUGGUGCGACAGGCCAUAUGGGCCGCUCCCUUGUCAAGACCGCAUUGUCCCGCGAUGACCUUGUCGCAGCUGUGGGGCGUACAUUCGAGAACAGUCCGGAGUGCAUGAAGAAGCUCGAAGAAGAGCACGAUAACUGCCUGGGACUUCUGUGCGAUGUCCGUGCUAGAGAGACCGUCAAACGAGUCAUCGAUCGCACAAUCGAGCGCUUUGGCCGUAUUGACAUCAUUGCUAACUGCGCCGGGUACGGUGUGAUCGGGGCCUGCGAGGAUCAAGACGAAUAUGACAUCCGCGACCAAUUCGAGACAAAUUUCAUGGGGACGCUGAACAUGAUUCAGCUAUCCCUGCCGCAUUUCCGUGAGAGGAGAUCCGGUCGGUACCUAAUCUUCAGCUCAACAUCAGGCGCCUUAGGCGUUCCCGGAUUAGGGCCGUACUGCGCAUCAAAAUACGCCGUCGAAGGAUUGAUGGAAAGUAUGCUGUACGAAGUGGACAAUUUUAACAUUAAGACCACCCUCGUGGAGCCUGGACACAUGCGCCGUGAUGAUAUCGGCGAUCUUGUGUCCGAUACUGCGAUGCUGGCUAGUCAGAAUGACCACGACCUCGCGUCGCCCCUCCCCCUUUACGGUCAUUUUUUGUCAAGCCACCGAGCGAACCGUACAACACGCCCACUGCGCCGGCGGCGCAUGCAAAACGCAUGCUAA
Molecule: messenger RNA, 843 nt
Organism: Aspergillus nomiae NRRL 13137
Lineage: Eukaryota; Fungi; Ascomycota; Eurotiomycetes; Eurotiales; Aspergillaceae
Product: SDR family oxidoreductase
Exons: 2
Coding region: 1-843 (280 amino acids)
Source: RefSeq, a predicted model, not a curated record